CCGGGCCGCGGGGCAGGGAGCCGCGCCGUUCCGCCCACCCGCUCCCGCCGGCGCAGCCGCGCGUCCGCAGCGGCACAUUCGCCACCGCGCUGCGGGCGGAGCCGGUGGCGGGGAUGGCGCGGCCGGCCAGGAGGAAUAAGAAAGUUGUUGAUUAUUCUCAGUUUGGGGAUUUGGAAGAUGAUGAUGAAGACUUUGCACCUUCAAGCAAAAAAUCAAGAACACAGCUCAAGGAAUCAAAGAAGGAGAAAAAAGAGAAGUCAAAAAAGCCCAAAGACGUGACUCCAUCCCAGACACAGACACCUAGUAAGAGGUUAUCCUUGGAUGAGAAACUUUAUAAAAGAGAUUUGGAAGUUGCCUUAGCCUUAUCUGUCAAAGAAAAAUCUGCAAAUCCCGAAGAAGUACAAAAUUCAGAAGAACAAGGUAAGAAUAUUGAAUCAGAAAAUACACAGAGGAGACCCCUUCUUUCCAAUUGCAGUGUAGACAGUGAACUUUUAGGUCUCAAUCAGGUUAUGAAUGAUGAUGCACCUGAGGAUGAUGGGAGGCAAAAGACAGCAGCAACCAAAGUUCCAGCACAUCACAAGUCACUGGUGGUUGACAGUGAUGACAGAGCCCAUGAUCCUGAUUCUGAGCCAGAGUCUUUACCCACAUCACCUAUAGUUUCUCCUUCCUGGAUAAUGGAACACAACUCUGAGCCAAGGCAGAAGGUGAUGUCCAGUCCCUUGGAAGCAGCUGGAAGGCCUCUACAUGCAUCAAGUCCUGUCACAGACAAAAAGCCUAAAUGGACACCACCAGCUCCAUCUGGAAGCAGUAAUGCCUCUGCGAAAUGCGUUCCUGUUAAGUCACCUACUCACUGCCUAAGACUUGGCCUCUCCAGACUGGCAAGAGUCAAACCUCUCCAUCCCAGUGCCACCAACAGUUAAAUGGUCAGUGACAAAGUACCACACAGAGGAAAAGAUUGUGGAAAGGUGUUGCUGAUAAACAGAGGGUGGGCAGCAUCCUGGAAUCAUCCAUUUUGGAGGACUUUUAUUAAGGAUGUGUCUGAUGUUAGGAUGAGUUUUUAUUCUGCAAAUUGCUAGGUGUCUUUUAAGUGCUACUGAAUACUAGUGUUUAAUCAAGGUGACAUCUGGCCACCAGCUUUUUGAUGUAUUAUAUUCAGAGAUGUUGGUUUGUGAUAAUUUUAAUUCUUUAAUACCUAAAUUCUUGGCAUUAAUAUAGUCUAGACAGCACUACGGCAGUAUGAUGAUAGGGAAAUGUUUUUUAGAAUGUUGUAUUUUUUUAAAAAAAAACUAAAAUAAAAUACUUUAUAAUGUCUAA
This is a messenger RNA of Taeniopygia guttata (zebra finch), 1314 nucleotides long. RefSeq names its product RAD51 associated protein 1 (gene RAD51AP1). Gene Ontology annotation, biological process: interstrand cross-link repair; double-strand break repair via homologous recombination. The record is from RefSeq and is a predicted model, not a curated record. Gene Ontology annotation, molecular function: single-stranded DNA binding; double-stranded DNA binding. Lineage: Eukaryota; Metazoa; Chordata; Aves; Passeriformes; Estrildidae.